UCCAGUUAUUUUUAUUUACAUAAACUGUUGUAUUUACUUAAUCUGUUUAUUUAGUAGCGCAAAUUCAUGACAAAUAAUAUGAACGCAACUUAAAAAUUAGAAUAUAAUAAUCAAUAUGUAAUAAUAAAAUAUCAUUUAGAAAGUUUGGGGCCUAUUUAAAAAACAGUACUGACCGAAUCUACAUUCUUAUUUUGUUUAUAAAUUAAUUUGUAAAAGGUAUACAGUGAAAACACGUCUACAUAUUAAAAACAUGUCGGACCCUACCAUUCAAACAUUCUGCUGCCACCAUACCGGAAAUAAAGAAGAUUUGGCAAUUAGGAUUAUGGAUGAAUUUAAUACCGAAUCAUAUAACAUAGUUUGUUUAGUGUCUUCGAGCAUUGGAAUUCUUGGUUCUAUAUAUCAGAUUUUUCCAAGACGAAUACCAAGUUUCUUCCAAAGAUUGCAUAGCCUAUCUUCUACGCGAGGACGACAUAUUAUAAUUUGGUUAGCUGUAGCAGACUUAUUUGCUUCUCUUGGAGUCCUCGUCCGAUCUUCCCUGUGGUUGCAAUAUAAAAACAUAAUGCCUAUGCCUAAUGAUGAUGUUAGUGUGUUGUUUUGCAGCAUAAUAUCUGCUUGGACUCAGUAUUUCUACACAGCUACUUGGUUUUGGACAUUAUUCUAUGCAAUAGAUAUAUGGCAUUCAAUUAAAGGUCAAGAUUCUCAUCCAGUACUUUAUCACUCCUUGGCUUGGGGUAUACCAGCUGUAACAACAAGUAUUGGCUUGUCUAUUCUCUAUAUUCCAAAUGCUAGAUGUCAUAAUAUAAAAUCAGUUUCAACUGCAAUUUUAAGAAUACUUCCCAACUACUGUGCAACAUAUUUACCCAUUGCUAUUGUUAUGGUGGUGAAUCCAGUUAUAUACCUUUUAGCUAGUAAAAAUAUAGAAAUGGCUGUUGCUCUACCAUUGGCUCAGUUUACGAGUAAAGAACGAAGGGUAGUUGAUACAUUAAGAUUAAAAUUCUUUUUGAUAAAUGCAGUAUUUUAUAUAUGUUGGUUACCAAACUUGGUAAAUGGUAUCUUGGUAUGGACAAUGUGGUUUAACAUGCCUGUUAAAGUAAUUAUAAUAAUAUGGUAUAUUAUGGCCUUUCUGAAUCCAAUGCAAGCUUUACUGAACGCUUUGGUAUAUCGAAGGUGGGCCCCUAUCGAGAGUAAAUUCAGCCCAACAUUAGUAAAUUUACAAAAAGACUUCAGCUUCCACGAUGAACAGUCGCCACUUCUUGGCUCAGAACCGCCGCGAUUACCAAUGUCACCAAUACCUCCAGCUAUAAAUAACUAUGCAACUUUGUGAUUUUUCUUUUGUUUUUAUUCGAAUAGUUAUUUGGAUACGUGUGUAUUUUUGUGAUAAUUUUAUUAAUACAUUUUGCAUUUAUGUACUUGG
Messenger RNA from Vanessa tameamea, 1414 nucleotides. RefSeq names its product G-protein coupled receptor 143-like. Gene Ontology annotation, cellular component: plasma membrane; melanosome membrane. The coding region runs from base 251 to 1324 and encodes 357 amino acids. The transcript is spliced from 7 exons. Gene Ontology annotation, biological process: G protein-coupled receptor signaling pathway; melanosome organization; regulation of calcium-mediated signaling. NCBI's taxonomy places the organism in Eukaryota, Metazoa, Arthropoda, Insecta, Lepidoptera, Nymphalidae. Gene Ontology annotation, molecular function: L-DOPA binding; dopamine binding; L-tyrosine binding. The record is from RefSeq and is a predicted model, not a curated record.